AUGUGGAAUUAUCUACGCUCAUAUGUUAUUUGGCUUCAUGAACCUGAACAUGUUGCUCGAUUUCAACAAUAUUUUGGUAUAGUACCUAAAAUAGAUCGACCACCUGAUGUAAUACCAACACUUAAUGAGACUAAUUUAAAUAAAAAUAAUAAUAAUAAUAAUACUGAUAAUACUUUUUCAAAUGACGAUAAUGUUCAACGAAAUACCAAUGGAAAAAAUAGUUAUGAUUCGAAUGUUUUGGAUGAAUGUAUGAAUGAAAUUAAACAUAAUGCUCAUCAAAAUAAACAUGGUACAACUCAGAAUACAUAUACAAAAGAACAUCCAUCAGAACUUGAUUAUAAAAUAACAUCAUGGUUUUGGUAUUAUUUUUUUCAAUUUGGAGCAGCACUUGGUAAUGAAAUUUUUUAUAUAUUAUUUUUUCCAACAUGGAUAUGGAAUGUUGAUGGGGCUGUAGCAAGAAAAAUUUCAAUUCUUUGGGCAUUUUUUAUGUAUAUCGGACAAGCAACAAAAGAUAUUUUAGCGAUACCACGACCAGCAUCUCCACCAGUAUUAAAAUUAGAAAAACGUUAUGUUGAAGAAUAUGGUUUUCCUUCUACACAUGCAAUGUUUGCAGCUGGUAUACCACUAUCACUUGUACUUCUAUCAAUUCAACGAUAUGAUUUUAAUCUAUGGCUUGGAUUGAGUUGUGCAGCAAUUGUAUGUGUUUGGGUGUGUCUUAGUCGAAUCUAUCUUGGCAUGCAUACAUUCCUUGAUAUUAUUACCGGUACAUUAUAUGCUUUGUUAUUGGUUUAUAUAAUGUUUCCAUAUGUGGAUGCAAUUGAUAAUUUUCAAUUAAAUUAUUCAUUUUCUCCUAUACUUAAUUUUUGUAUUGGAAUCAUUUUAAUCAAAUGUUAUCCUAGUUUAAAACAAUGGUCAACAGCUCGUUCAGAUACAACCGUUAUAUUAGGUAGCGCAUUUGGUUUAUGUUCAGCAACAACUGCUAUGCAUCAAAUAGGCCUUUUACAAAGACCAUUAACACCACCAAUUUAUGCUAUUAUAGCACCUAAUUUAGGUUUAUGUAUUGUACGGACAAUAAUUGGCAUGUUAUUCGUUUAUGCUACACGACAAAUUGUUAAAACACUUGUUUUACGUAUAACAUGUGCAAUCUAUGGACUUGAUUGGAAAAAUCCUGAGACAAAACGUUUAGCAAAAGUUGAAAUGCCCUAUUAUUAUUUAACUUAUUAUGCUAUUGGAUUUAAUAUAUCUUUUAUAUGUCCGUUAUUUUUUCGAGCUAUUGGAAUCAAUCGAGAUUAUAGUUAUACAGAAUUAUGA
Molecule: messenger RNA, 1311 nt
Organism: Adineta steineri
Lineage: Eukaryota; Metazoa; Rotifera; Eurotatoria; Adinetida; Adinetidae
Source: the annotation of a GenBank genome assembly